AUGGGCUUUUUGCAAAAGCAGCAGCGGCCAGAGGAUGUAAUCCAAACAGCCCCAGAUGAAGAUAUUGAGAAAAUUGCUGUGCCCGCUCACGAGGAGAAAUCGCCCACUGCAAUCUUGCCGGCGAUUGACCCUGAGUUAGAGCGUCGGGUGGUAAGGAAGCUGGACUGGCGUGUCCCAACGUUACUGGGAUUCUUAUAUCUCCUCGCUUUCCUCGAUCGAAGUAACAUUGGCAAUGCCAAAAUCGCCGGCAUGGAAAAGGACCUCGGCCUUAAUGGAAAAAGCUACGCCUGGCUCUUGACAAUCUUCUAUAUUUCAUAUACAUUGUUUGAAUUCCAAGCCCUGAUGUGGAAGAUUGUCAAACCACACCAAUGGGCUGCCUUUGUGGUGUUCUCCUGGGGAUUGAUGGCAACGUGUCAGACAGCGGCCACUAAUUGGCAAGGUAUGAUGGCGCUCCGGUUCCUGAUGGGCGUCUUCGAGGCUGGCUUUGGUCCUGGUGUGCCCUAUUUGCUGUCAUUCUUCUACCGCCGCCACGAGCUAGGUCUCCGAUGCGGUAUGUUUCUGUCUGCCGCGCCGCUGGCAAAUACUUUCGCCGGUGCUUUAGCCUAUGGUAUUACUUCCCGACAUGCUGCGUUGGCAAACUGGCGACUGCUGUUCCUGGUAGAGGGUGUUCCUGUGUGCGCGGCUGCGGUGCUGGCUUGGUUCUACUUGCCGGAUAGCCCACUGGAAGCUAGGUUCCUGACCAAGGAAGAGAAAGAUGUUGCACGCGCUCGUGCACUGCAACAAUCUGGUGAGCCGCAUCGCACAGGCAAAGUCCAAUGGAAGGAAUUAGCCAUGACGCUUCUCGAUGUAAAAGCAUGGAUCACAGCAUUAAUGUACUUCAGCUGUAACGUCAGUUUCUCUUCUCUCCCCGUGUUCCUACCCACCAUUCUCAAGGAGAUGGGCUUCACGGCCAUCAACGCUCAGGGGCUCACCGCACCUCCAUUCUUCGCCUCAUUCCUAGCGACGAUCGCAACCACCUGGGUGGCAGAUCGCAUGCAACAACGUGGAUUGAUGAUCACGGCUUUAUCAAUGGUGGGUGGUGUGGGGUACAUUCUAUGCGCAACUUGCACAUCAGUGGGUGUUCGAUACUUCGGUGUAUUCUUGGCGGCCUGUGGGGUCUUCCCCUCGAUCGCCAAUAUUCUGCCAUGGGUUUUGAACAAUCAGGGCUCCGAUACUCGUCGUGGUGGCGGUAUCAUUCUGUUGAACCUGAUCGGCCAGUGUGGUCCUUUCCUGGGCACCAAUAUUUUCCCAGAUAGACAAGCUCCAAGGUAUAUAACUGGCAUGGCCAUCUGUGCUGCUUUUAUGUUCUUCACUGCACUCCUCGCUUUAUGCCUGCGUGUGCUCCUGGUAUGGGAGAACCGGUGUCUUGACAAGAAGUAUGGGCCUCGCGAAGACCCGACAAAAUGGGUGGACACCCCGGUAGCGGAGGAUAAUUACGGUGCCAAUUACCGUUUUGUGCUAUGA
Molecule: messenger RNA, 1503 nt
Organism: Penicillium coprophilum
Lineage: Eukaryota; Fungi; Ascomycota; Eurotiomycetes; Eurotiales; Aspergillaceae
Product: putative MFS transporter
Exons: 6
Coding region: 1-1503 (500 amino acids)
Biological process (GO): transmembrane transport
Cellular component (GO): membrane
Molecular function (GO): transmembrane transporter activity
Source: RefSeq, a predicted model, not a curated record